Molecule: messenger RNA, 1407 nt
Organism: Aspergillus calidoustus
Lineage: Eukaryota; Fungi; Ascomycota; Eurotiomycetes; Eurotiales; Aspergillaceae
Source: the annotation of a GenBank genome assembly
AUGAAGAUCUUUCUUCCCGUCCUGGCCGUUGCCGCCCUCGUGCGGGCCGCCGAUAUCACAGACUGCCACAAGCACGGCAACGAUGUGUACUGCAUCACAGAGUCUGGCGACGAGGUCCAGGUUCUCCUGGAGAACCCUCCCGCCGGAGAUCCGCCCGAGUCGUACACCGACUGCCACUCUCACGGCGACACACAGUACUGCGUUGAUGCCGAUGGAAACGAUGUCCAGAUCUUGGCAGAGGGCGCCACAGUCGACGACUCCACCUCCACUGAGGAGACUGCGACCGAGUCUGAAGAGUCCACGGAAGAAGACAGCACCGAGGGGUUGAACUGCCACUUCCACGCCGGAGUCGAACACUGUGUCGGCGCCGGAGAAUCAGAGAAUGGCGGCAGCAGCAGCGGUAGCUCUGCUAAUGCCUGCGGCCUGCGAGAGCGAGACUAUGAUAUCCCUUUGCGUAUCGGCACGCUGUUUGUCCUCCUCGUCACGAGCGCUAUUGGUGUUUUCCUUCCGAUGGCGCUCGUGAAACUUCCAAAUUCAAAGGUCAACGCAUGGGCCUUGACAAUCGUCAAACAGUUUGGUACAGGUGUCAUCUUAUCCACCGGGUUUGUCCAUCUCUACACUCAUGCGGACCUGAUGUUCAGCAACGAGUGUCUCACCGGGGUCGAGUACGAGGCCACCACCUCCGCCAUCGUCAUGGCCGGGAUCUUCCUCUCCUUCCUGACCGAAUACAUCGGCCACCGCUACAUCAUUGCCCGCGCCGCCCGCUCGGGGACCACCGCAGUCCACCAGCCGACCGAAAGCCCCGUCACCACCGAAACGGGCUCCGGCGUCUCCAAGACCGCGGCCGACGCACCGCAACCGCAGCAGCACGCCACCCUCGCCGCCUUUGGCCACCACCACGGCGGCGACCCGACGAACCCCAACACAAAGGUGUCCGUCCUCGUCAUGGAAGCCGGAGUCAUCUUCCACAGCAUCCUCAUCGGCCUGACCCUCGUCGUUGCCGGCGACUCCUUCUACAAGACCCUCCUCGUCGUCAUCGUCUUCCACCAGUUCUUCGAGGGUCUCGCCCUCGGCGCCCGCAUCGCCAUGCUGCCGGGCCACAUCUUCCCCAGCAAGGCCAUCAUGGCCGGUACAUUUGCCGUCAUCACGCCAAUCGGUAUGGCGAUCGGCCUCGGCGUGAUCAACUCGUUCAAUGGGAACGAUCGCUCGACGAUCAUCACCCUGGGCACGCUCGACGCGCUCUCAGCGGGUAUUCUCAUCUGGGUCGGGUUGGUCGACAUGUGGGCGCGCGACUGGGUGAUUGAGGGCGGCGACAUGCUGAACGCGAAGAUCGGACAUGUUGCCGCGGGCGGUCUGUCUCUUAUCUCCGGAAUGGUCCUGAUGAGUGUUUUGGGUAAAUGGGCUUAA